UAGAGGUUUAAUGGAAUACUUGCACCUAUAUAGAGAGAAAAUAGUGACUUUUAGAGAAAGUAAAAAUCACUUGGAUAAACACUCCAGCGGAGAUUUUGGUUUCAGCUUUGCUGUUAUCUUCCCCGCUGUAUAGGGACACUUCACCGCCAAAUGUGGGAUAAACUCUUGCUGACACGCUUCGACCCCUUUGAAAAAAUUAGUCGGUAAAAGUGCUUUUUUUUUUUUUGUUCUUUUUUGAAAUCUCAAUGCUUAGUUUGAUUAUUUGUUAAUCUACUUGUUUAGUUUUGUAAAGAUCAUAUUUUUCUGAAUCAUUUUGGUUUUAGUGUUUUGAAGAUUAGUUUCAUCUGUGUUUUAUGUUCGUUUUGGAAUUGAGGGUGGGUUGAACUGAAAAUUCCAGAAUUUGAAUUAAAUGGGCUUAUGGAGUGGUGAGUUUGAGUAGUUUUUGAGCAAAUGGGUGGUGAUACUGAGAAAGUUAAUGGUGAUUCUAUACAAAGACUUCAAACCUCGGUUGGCAUAUCAUCAUCUUCUCUUGCUAAACAACAGCAAUCUGUUCCAAUAAAUCAACUAGACAUACCCCAGUUGAACGUUCUGCAAUUUCGUGGUCAGAUGCGACAAUUCUCCCCUAAUUUUGGUGUUGAGAGUAGCAGUAAGAGGGUCGGGAUACCCCCUUCUCAUCCGCCAAUGCCCCGUAAUUCGCCUUACUCGCAGAUCCCAGUAACCGGUCACAUGAAUUCGCAACAGGGUCAGCAGAAUUUUAGUCCUAGUCCAGGGCAGUCACACUCGCGAUCUUUGUCACAACCUUCAUUUUUCUCGCUCGAUUCCUUGCCUCCCUUGAGCCCUUUGCCUUAUCGGGAAUCAUUGUCCACUUCAAUGGCGGACCAAGUGUCCGGUGAUAUUUCGAUGGAGGAGAGGGAUGCUAAUUCACAUUCGUUAUUGCCUCCCCCACCUUUCACACGAGGAAGUGCAUCAAGGGCAGUGGAGAGUGUGCUUCCACGUAAGGCACACAGAAGGUCCAAUAGCGAUAUCCCAUUUGGAAUUUCUACAUUGACACAACCUCAGUUAGAUAUCAGAUGA
Olea europaea var. sylvestris is the source of this 1074-nucleotide messenger RNA. RefSeq lists its product as uncharacterized. Lineage: Eukaryota; Viridiplantae; Streptophyta; Magnoliopsida; Lamiales; Oleaceae. The transcript is spliced from 2 exons. The record is from RefSeq and is a predicted model, not a curated record. Bases 451 to 1074 code for a protein of 207 amino acids.